This is a messenger RNA of Limulus polyphemus (Atlantic horseshoe crab), 633 nucleotides long. Its product is annotated as cilia- and flagella-associated protein 44-like. The transcript is spliced from 5 exons. The record is from RefSeq and is a predicted model, not a curated record. NCBI's taxonomy places the organism in Eukaryota, Metazoa, Arthropoda, Merostomata, Xiphosura, Limulidae. The annotation marks the transcript as partial.
CUCAAAAAACAACAUGAAUUAAAUGAAUUGGAUGUAGUUGUACUUCUGCACUUAAGCCAGAUCCUGUAUUUUAACUACUCUCAAGAAGGACAUCUACUUCAAAAUUGUCAAGAUGCACUUGUUUUUCCUUCUGAUGAACUUGAUAGGCUUAAAGAAAGAGUAAAUGAACUAAAGAGUGAAGCUGUUUAUCAAAGAGAUCUUCAUAGAGAAACACAUAUGAAAUACAAAAAAUUGGCCAGAGAGUGUAAUGGAAUGGAAAAAAAAGUUUCUCAGUUAGAGCAGCAAUGUCAGAAAGAGAUGACACAACGCUUUGGUCAGAUUGUGGACUUAGAACAUUUGGAGUUGCAAGGAGCAAACAUGAAACUAGGGGAAAUGCAGGCAAAGCAGAAAGCUUGUCAAUUGCAUCAUGAUAGUGUUCUAAAGGAAUGGGAGAGAAAUAUUGAAGGUAAAAGAGACCAGCUUGCCGUGUUAUUAAAAAAUAACAGUCAGCAUCUUCAGGUGUUGGCAACACUAACUCAAGAAAAACUGCAGUUAGAAGAAGAAUUGCAGAAAAGGCAGAGAAAAAUGCGAGCUUCUUCAGCAGGGCUAAUUAGUUUAAUAACUAAUAAUGAUAAGUUAUUCCAAGGUAAUUGA